AUGUACGAAGGGAUUGACAACCUGAAAUCCCUUUACGACCGUGCCGGGAAGACUUUCUCCGGCGGUCCUGCUGCGGCACAGGAUGUGCCGCGUCGUACUGCUCGACCAGACCCAGUACGUCAACCAUCAAUUGGGAGCGGGGCUCCCAAGAAUCCCAGGACGGGGGAUAGCCGCGCCACCGGACGAGGUAACUCGUCCGACGUCCGUUCACGUCGCGGUGGUUCAACAGCUGCUCAACUAGAUAGCGCUGGCCACCGCGAGAGUCCUCUAAUGGAGGUGGAGGAGGAGGAAAGACGCUCUCCACACGAUCAUGUGGAUCGGUGUGUUCCCGAGAGCUUCUUUGAUCGCGUAACGCAAGGGUUACGCGACGAUCUCGAGCAUGAGCGGAAUAGGCGUCUCCAGAUGGUGGACACUGCCUCGAAGCAUCGAGCUGAGUUUGCCUUUGCUCAGCUUGAGAACGAGAGAUCUCUGACAUCUCUUCGUGACGAGCUAAGGGUAGCUCGUGGGAUUGUUGAUCGGUCUCGGGACCAGAUAGCUGCUCUUCAGACCCUUGUUGAUGCCCACCAUCGGGAGCACAAGGCUCUCUGCGAGAUGCUUGAGCGCAAGGGCGUUCUUCAUCGGAAGAAGCAGCGUACUGAUGGUACGGCUUAA
Molecule: messenger RNA, 651 nt
Organism: Peronospora matthiolae
Lineage: Eukaryota; Oomycota; Peronosporomycetes; Peronosporales; Peronosporaceae
Source: the annotation of a GenBank genome assembly